AUGCGUGUUUCACCUUCUGUAAACAAGAUGUCACCUGGGGUGAUGGAGAUGGUCCUGAAAUUCCCUCGUGGAAUGAAAUCAGCUACUAUAACCUUAGAAUUUGAUAAGGGUUUUUUGCAUAUUGAUGAAUAUCCUCCAGAUGCCAAUCAGGGAUUUGAUAUUCCAUCAGCCAUAAUAAGCUUUCCUAAUUUCCAUACAAGCAUGCAGUUUUUUAUGGAUAAAUCUGUGGAGAAGUCCUCCAUCUUAUCCAAAUUCCAGGAAAACAGCGAUGUUUUGACAUACACAGUAGUAUUACUUGUACCGUUGGCAACUCCUGAUUUUAGCAUGCCUUGUCAAGUUAUGUCCGCUUAUAGGAUGGGAUAA
Prunus armeniaca (apricot) is the source of this 363-nucleotide messenger RNA. The record is from the annotation of a GenBank genome assembly. NCBI's taxonomy places the organism in Eukaryota, Viridiplantae, Streptophyta, Magnoliopsida, Rosales, Rosaceae.